Molecule: messenger RNA, 1056 nt
Organism: Cynara cardunculus var. scolymus (artichoke)
Lineage: Eukaryota; Viridiplantae; Streptophyta; Magnoliopsida; Asterales; Asteraceae
Product: pre-mRNA cleavage factor Im 25 kDa subunit 2
Exons: 8
Coding region: 86-766 (226 amino acids)
Cellular component (GO): mRNA cleavage factor complex
Molecular function (GO): mRNA binding
Source: RefSeq, a predicted model, not a curated record
CAUCGAGAAGUUCCUAUUUAUCCUACCUCAGGCGGUCGGAAAAUUCACCUUCAAUUCUAGAGAGGGAAACUUUUUUCAGGUAAAGAUGGUAACGUCGGCGGUGGUGAAUACGUAUCCAUUGUCGAGCUAUACCUUCGGCACCAAGGAGCCGAAGAUGGAGAAGGACACUUCCGUCGCUGAUCGUCUCGCUCGUAUGAAAGUUAACUAUAUGAAGGAAGGCAUGAGGACCAGCGUUGAAGGAAUUUUGCUGGUUGAACGGUGGUUUCCCAAAUAUCACGUAAGGAAAUAUUCUGUGUAUUAUGUCUUCGCAAGUACUAAUGAACAUCAGGUACAGGAGCAUAAUCAUCCUCACAUUUUGCUUUUACAAAUCGGGAACACUUUCUGCAAACUUCCUGGUGGUCGUCUGAAGCCAGGAGAAAAUGAAAUUGAGGGCUUGAAAAGGAAAUUGUCUAGCAAACUUGCAGCUAAUUCUACUGGUCUUCAGCCCGAUUGGCAGAUAGGAGAGUGUGUCGCCAUCUGGUGGAGGCCUAAUUUUGAGACCAUAAUGUACCCGUACUGCCCUCCACACAUAACCAAACCCAAGGAGUGUAAGAAACUUUUCCUUGUUCACUUGUCAGAAAGAGAGUACUUUGCAGUGCCCAAAAAUUUAAAACUUCUUGCUGUUCCAUUGUUCGAGCUCUAUGACAAUGUUCAGAGAUAUGGGCCUGUCAUAUCCACCAUUCCGCAGCAGCUGUCUAGAUUUCAGUUCAACAUGAUCCAUUCAUAAACUCGAUGAGUUGACAAGAAGCUAAAGAAGAAGAGUCUGAUGAUAUAGCUAGAAUGACAGUUUGCUGCAUUGAGAUGAAGAAAGUGGGUGUGCCUUAAGGUUCAUCCAUCAGUAUUCAGUAGUUUAAAUUUAAACUACCAUUAGUGUCAAGUAGUUUAAGCAAACAUAAUGUCUGUAUUCUCUAUAACAAUUCCUUUUCACUUUAUCUUUUUUAAAGUAGAACAGCAACUCUUGUUUAAUUGUUAAAAUGUAGAAGAUUGGUAUAUUUUAUGGGUUGGACAGUUUUACUG